Molecule: messenger RNA, 939 nt
Organism: Eimeria tenella
Lineage: Eukaryota; Apicomplexa; Conoidasida; Eucoccidiorida; Eimeriidae
Product: NAD binding domain of 6-phosphogluconate dehydrogenase, putative
Exons: 9
Coding region: 1-939 (312 amino acids)
Molecular function (GO): NAD binding; oxidoreductase activity; NADP binding
Source: RefSeq, a predicted model, not a curated record
AUGACUUGUACCGAAGCUGUCCCGGGGAAGACCCGCAUCGGCUGGAUCGGCACUGGUGUCAUGGGCCGAUCAAUGUGCGAAAACCUCCUCAAGAAAGGCUUUUUAUUAACGGUCUACAACCGCACCGCCAGCAAGGCAGCGCCGCUGCAGCAGCAGGGAGCAGAGUUGGCUGAAAGUGCUGGAGCAGUAGCAGCAAAAAGUGAUGUUUUGUGUCUCAUGGUGGGGACCCCAGAGGACGUGCAGCAGCUAAUAUUUGGAAAGGAGGGUUUAGCGGAAAAACUUGUGAAAGGCUCUUGCCUUAUUGACUUCACCACCUCCAGUCCAGCCCUUGCAGACCAAGUGUACGUACACCUCAAGGCUAAGGGGGUUUAUGCUUUAGACGCUCCCGUCACAGGAGGAGAUGUGGGGGCUAGGAAUGGCCAACUGACAGUCAUGGCUGGAGGAGAUGCAGCAGCAGUUGCAGCGAUGCAGCCGCUGCUGCAGGCUUUCGCAACGACAAUCAUACACACUGGGCCCGCAGGAUCAGGCCAGAGGACGAAACUGGCUAACCAAAUAACGCUCUGCACAAAUCUAGUGGGACUGGCGGAGGGUUUGCUGUUUGCUGAGCGAGUUGGCUUGGACCUGGAGAAAACCCUCGCAGUUCUUUCAGGGGGUGGCGCCGCCAGCUGGUCGGUGUCCACUUACGGGCCUCGAAUCCGCGACGGCGACUUUCGCCCUGGCUUCUUCGUCGCCCAUUUGAUUAAAGACCUUCGUCUAGCUUUGGAAGAGGCAUCUCGAGCCAAGCUAGCCUUGCCAGGCCUGGGUCUGGCGCUGCAGCUGUACCAGGCUUUAGAAGCCCAAGGAGGAGGCGCCUUGGGAGUGCAUGCAUUAAAGUUGGCUCUUAGCAGCAUUAAUGAAAAGCAAAAGAAUGUUCAACAAGUUGCUGAGCAAAUGAAAUAA